Messenger RNA from Danio rerio (zebrafish), 2548 nucleotides. The record is from RefSeq and is a predicted model, not a curated record. NCBI's taxonomy places the organism in Eukaryota, Metazoa, Chordata, Actinopteri, Cypriniformes, Danionidae.
CUGGGUAACCACACAGAUUUUAAUUUGCCAAACAAUUUCCCCAAAAACAUUGAUAACUCCAAAAAAUGCCUCAUUGCUAUUUUUUAGAGAAACUGAGAAAAAUAUUGUUAAACUAUAAUUGCAUCAAAAAAUUUUAUCAUAACUCUACUGCUAUUUUUAUUCCCUCCAUGAACAUGAAACGGUUUAUUUUAAAGCGUGAACUGUGAAACAGCCCUAGUAAAAAAACAGAACGGGCUCUUUAAGAGCGGGGUGCGGGCGAGAGGCAUUGUCUACAGAAGCGCGCAAGAGCCAAUGGAGAGGCGCGUGACAGAGUUUGGGCAGAAGGGGUUUGUCUCACCUGCUCGAGAUCACUUCAAGAGGAGCGUGAACAGGACAUUUUCAGCUCACGACAAUUAAUAUGCACGUAUCGGACAGUUAACACUUCACUUUAGAUAACAGCGAUGAGCUCAAGUCUGGGCCGUGCGCCUUUCUGAGGUACUCCAGAAACGCGUCAGUUUUCUUUGCUACAACUUGGCAACUCAUCACUCCGGGGUUUAACCGCGGAGCACGGUCGAGCUGCUUUUUAGGCAUCAUCAUGGAACUGAGCAACAGACAGACGCAGUGCAAGAAAGUGUUGGAUAACGCCGAUUUGAUCGCGAGGGAGUGAUUUCUGUUCGUAUUUUUUGUAUGUGUGUGUGGUGUGGCAUUGAUAUUAAUUGCAUGGGCUCUAAACACUCCAAGGAAGAAUAUUUUUUGUUUUUUUGUUUUCUAAAUAAACACCUUUGGGAAUAAAUCUAAGUUUUAGGAAUUAAACAACCUUCCAAGCUGUGCGUAACAUAUAGAACCGCGGAGAUGGAGCACACGGGGAUCGAAGAGGUGAACCAGACCCACCAGCAGCACGAAACCAUCAGCUUUGGAAUAGAUCAGAUCCUCAAUGGCUCGGACCAGUCGAGUAGUUGCAUGCUGCCCAGCCGAACCGGCGACCCGGACUACGCGCUCACGCCGAACGUCUACAACGGCUACAACAGCAUGUAUCCGGCCUGUUCGAUGGCGGCAGGACUAGCAGGUUCCUACAACGUAAACAUGAACAUGAAUGUGAGCAUGAAUAUGAACGUUAAUGUGAACUCGGGGAACGCUGGAGGUGUCAUCCGCGUCCCGGCCCACAGACCCAUGCCACCCGCACCUCACCAACCGACGGCUGGCCAUCCACCGAGCAUCGCGGCGGGAAUUCCCACUAUGCCCACAGUACCCAGUAUGGGCAGCCCCCACAGUUUCACGUUCCCCUGGAUGGAGAGCAGCAGAAGGUUUGCGAAGGAUAGACUGACAGCUGCUCUGUCCCCGUUCUCCGUCACACGGCGGAUCGGUCAUCCGUACCAGAACCGGACACCACCGAAGCGAAAAAAGCCGCGUACGUCGUUCAGCCGCGUGCAGAUCUGCGAGCUGGAGAAACGCUUUCACCGGCAGAAAUAUCUGGCGUCCGCGGAGCGCGCCACACUCGCCAAGGCCUUGAAGAUGACAGACGCUCAAGUCAAAACCUGGUUUCAAAACAGAAGAACAAAAUGGAGGAGGCAGACAGCGGAGGAGAGGGAGGCCGAGCGACAGCAAGCCAACCGUCUGAUGCUGCAGCUUCAGCAGGAGGCCUUUCAGAAGACCCUGAGUCAGCCGCUCCAACAAGACCCGCUCUGCCUUCACAACUCCUCGCUUUAUGCCCUGCAGAACUUACAGCCCUGGGCAGAGGACAAUAAGGUGACGUCGGUCACCUCAGUCGCAUCUGUGGUCUGACCCGCAGCUCUCAUUGUGUGUGCUAUAGUUAACCGAGAACGGAUUUAUAGUGCUUAACGUAAUUUGGGUGGAUCUGGCAUCCUGAUUGGGACUCACGAAGCCAUAAGAUUUUUUGUUUUCAGUGAGACCUAAAAAAAAAAUCUUUUUUCAAUCAUAUAGCUACUGUGUGGAAUUAAUAGCCUCAGUAGCAUGAGGUUAAAAUCACUAAACAAUCCCGGUAAAAUAAUAAACUGUAUUUAUUUAUUUGUGUGUUUAAUUAUCAGUUUUUCCCCAACACAAACAUGCCUAUUUAAAACAACACUCCACUUUAUUUUGCUGGAAAUGGGCUCAUUUUAUAGAGUUAUACAGCUGAGAAUUUGCAGGUCUGUUGGAAGCACUUUUAGCUUAGCUUAGCAUAAAUCAUUGAAUCAGAUUAGACCAUUAGCAUCUCACACAAAACAUAAAAAAAAGUUUGACAUUUUGAGCUCGACUCUUCAGUAGUUUCAUCGUCUACUAAAAUUGACAGAAAAUGAAAAGUUGUGAUCUUCGGGUUAGUCAAGAGCACUUUUAUCUUAGCUUUGCAUAAACUAUUGAAUCAGAUUAGACCAUUAGCAUCUUGCGCAAAACAUAAAUAAAAGUUUGACAUUUUCAGCUUGAAUCCUCAGUAGUUACAUUAUGUACUAAGAAUGACGGAAAAUAAAUAGUUGUGAUCAUCAGGUUUGUCGGGAGAACUUUUAUUUUAGCUUAGCAUAAACCAUUGAAUUGGAUCAGACCAUUAGCAUCUUGCGCGAAACAAAGUUUUACAUUU